Molecule: messenger RNA, 2901 nt
Organism: Chenopodium quinoa (quinoa)
Lineage: Eukaryota; Viridiplantae; Streptophyta; Magnoliopsida; Caryophyllales; Amaranthaceae
Product: nuclear pore complex protein NUP1-like
Exons: 8
Coding region: 110-2323 (737 amino acids)
Biological process (GO): nuclear membrane organization
Cellular component (GO): nuclear envelope
Source: RefSeq, a predicted model, not a curated record
AAAAAAAAAAAUCUUUUAUACUAAUAAUACGUAGUAAAUAUUUGACUAACAAAAUCCUCACUCUCAAACUCUCUUCUCAUACUCGACUUUCAAAAUUUCCCGAUUAUCGAUGGCGGACGCCGGCGAAUCUUCCUCUGCGACGGCGCCGGAGUUAUACCGAGGAGAAGGUGAGAGAGGCGGCGGCGGAAAGCUUCGAAGAGAGAGAAAACCACCGGCAACGCCGUACGAUCGACCACCUCGUACUGGCCGUUGGAUUUCGAGGUUUGUGGACCCCGCUAAACGCCUCUUCUCUGGCCUACCUUCUCUCUUCUAUCCUGUUCCUUCCUCCAUUGAAACCGCUAAUGAGGUGCAAACAGAGGAAGAACAAGAAGUUGAAGAUUCCAAAGAGAAUUGUUUAGUGAAUCAUGUUGUUCCCAAAUCAACUGUUGGGGUAGACCCCAGCGAAGUCAAAGGGAAAUCAAAGCUUGACAUUACUGAUGAAGAUGGACUAGAUGAAAGUGAAGGCUGUUCAGGUGGUAAAGUUCCUGACAUUGAGCAGAUUAUCAAAGGGAAGACAUUUUCUAAGGAGGACGUUGAUCAUUUGAUGAAGAUACUACAUUCCAAAGUAGUUGAUGCUGAGCAAGGUAGAAAACCACCUGAGAUUAGUGGACGAAAUGAAGUUGAAAAGGCGGAAACUUCUAUAAGGCUAAAAACAUAUGUAGACGAGGACGAAGAUAUGAAUAGAUUUCAAUUGGCAACUUCAACUUCUCUUUCACGGCCUUCUAUGCAAGAUGAAAUUGGUGCUUCACCAGUUGAUAUAGCUCGAGCUUACAUGGGUUCCAAAACUUCUGAAAUGGGCUUUACACCUACAAGUUUGGUGCCAAAAUCUGAGAAAUUUGGCUUGUCUAGUGAUUUUUCAUCAAAGCCAGCUAUGCCCUCUCCUUUGCAGAAAGCACCAAUAUGCUGGCCUGGUGCCGUCACACAGAAUCAGCUGAAUUAUUCAACACCACAAACCCAGAAUAACAGAUCUGGCUUUCAUAGUUUUCCUAGAACUCCUUAUUCAAGGACCGUGUUUUCAAAAUCCAAGUCCAAGCUGACUCCAUUGCGUGGUGACAAUGAGAGAUUUCUAAGUGUUACACCUGCACCCUUCCAACCAACUGCAACUCCUGUUUAUGGGAAGUCUAUGAACAAUAAAACAGAAGAUACUUAUGGAUCUGGCGGUCCUGUUCGUAGGAUGCGCAAUAAGUUUACUUCAGCUACACCUUCAAGGGAAUCUACAUUGUUUAGAACUGCACAGAGAAGUCCUUUGGCAAGAGAAUCCAAUUUGGAUUUUACACCUAAGAAAUUUUUUGAGCCAGGCAGUUCCAGUACCGCUAUUUUCAAUUCUGUGAAUAGCAAGGCAAAGAGCCCUGAGGCUGGGGUUCACAGUGCUCAUCCACACAGUAGUAGAGUUGCAAGGCAUAUAUUAGAACAAAUUGAUAGACCAAUCACUAUUAAACAAAAUUCAGAGGAGUUGAAGUUAGCUACCUCGUGGAAGGACUCUUCUGCUGCUGCUUUGGCUACACCUGCUCAAAACAUCAGUUCUUCAAGUACGGCUGGGGUAAUGGUUGACAAAAAAAAGAAUGCUCAGACUAAUGGACAGAACAAUGUUCUGCCGCAGGAAAGAACUAAUACCGUCACUGGUACUGGAAAAGAUAUAUUUGGGUCUAUAACAUCUCUGGAUAAAAGAAGUUCUACUGUUGGUGCCAGUAGUAGUCUCAAAAUUUUCGAUUUUCAAAGGAGCGGAGAGCAGGGAAUCAGUAAUGAUUUACCAAAGACAUCUUUGUUUACAGGUGCCUCAAAUAAAGCAGCAGCCAUCACGAACAGUUCAGCUAGACCUGAACCACAAAAUCCGCACAGAAAGCCAAUGUUAAAAUCCAUUGCCAUCGAAAAGUCUAGUAUGGGAACCUCAUUUUCUUCUGGUUCUGGUUUCACCUUUUCUUUUAAUACAUCUUCUACCACAUCUGCUGAACCAGAGCCUCCAACACCAUCUAUAAUGCCAUCUUUCUUGACGAGUUCGCCUCCACAGUCGAAAGUUUCUGCUAACUCUCCCAACAAGAUAACUAUUGCACCACCUGUUGUUUCCUUCCCAUCUAAAACUAAGGCCUUCACCCCAAAUGAUGAUGCUUCAGCUCCCAAGUUCAAAUUUGGGUCAGGAAAGACUAGGUUAUCCUUUGCAGUCGCAGGUGAUGAUGCUACCACCCCUACUCCUAAUGAUUCUGCUAUCCCAAAGUUCAAAUUUGGGUCAGGAAAAAGUAGGCUAAACUUUGGUUCAAUAGGCUCCUCUGAUGCUUUGUGCUGUUAGUACGUGACUCACUGGUUUCUUCUCUACAUCUGUUGACUAAGCGCGAUUUAUCUCCCCUCUUUUGGUAGAUUAUUGAUAUGUCGAUGUCCUAUUCAAAUUUUCUUUCUUUUUUUUUUCCCCUUCCAUUUUUCUAUUUCCAGUUUAUUGGUCCCCGUUUUUAUUAACAAAAUGUGAGAAUCGGUUGGACCAGAUAUAUUACUGCUUAAUGAAAGCUGAAGUUCAAAACUCUUGCUCCCACUCCUUGUGGCCCUUUCCUUUAUACGAGUCAGGAGUUAGAGGAAGAAGGAUCUUGUGUAUACGAUAACUGAGAACACGUCUUUUAUUAGAGGCUUUAGAAGGAAGUAUUUCUUCAACCUUUGGCUUUAAAAGUGGAAGUCCAAGUUUAUACCAAGUGUUUCCAUUUCUGAAUGGCUGUAAAAUCUUUCCCUGUUUGUUCCCAGAAUCCCUAAAAUGCACCCAUGUACCAGUAUGCAAUAACUAUGCGUUUGUGAGAUGUCUUAUGAUGAUAAGUCGUUCUUAUUUAAUACUUCAUCUGUUUCUUUUUAGUUGACAAGAUUAUGAUUUGUGAUCAUGUCUUA